Molecule: messenger RNA, 1578 nt
Organism: Parnassius apollo (apollo)
Lineage: Eukaryota; Metazoa; Arthropoda; Insecta; Lepidoptera; Papilionidae
Source: the annotation of a GenBank genome assembly
AUGGAUCUUCCAGUUGUGGUUGAUUCGGACGACGAUGAAAUAGUCUCCCACGAACUAGAGCAAAUGAGGAGUAUAUUGGAAGAGGCGAUUUUGGAAACGCGCAGCACCCCUCUCGAAAAUCUACCGCGACUUCCCCGCAUACCCCUAAGCAAGCGAAAUCGGGCUGUCGUGAGGGCUCUUAACCCAAUGCUGGUGACCUAUUUGGAAGCCAGCCGGGAUCUUUGCGAGACGGACUCAAUUCUCUUUGGCGCCGCAGUGGCAGUUUGCCGUAUUAUUGGCGCCAAACUUCCCAUGGCUGGACGCGCUACUACACAAAGUAGCGCCAUCCCAGCCUGGAGAAAAAGAAUCGAGGACCGUAUCGCAAAGGCAAGGGCCCUUAUCGGCAGACUGACAAGCUUCAGGUCGGGUAAUAAUAGAUCAAGGAUUGUGCGCACCGUUAGGAUGGCGUUUGCUGGAACAAAUAUCAGUUUGUCCCAGCCGGAUAUCACGCAGAAACUAACGGAGCGCAUAGACGACCUGAAGCAAAAGAUCGCUGCUUGGGGGAAGCGAAUUCGACGAUUUACCGAGAGGUCAAGGCGGUUCAACCAGAAUCGUCUCUUCCAGAGUGAUCAGAAGAGGCUCUAUAAAUCAUUGGAGCGACCAAAGGUAUGUGGAGCGGGCCAAGGACCGGAUCAGGCUGACAUUAUCGCAUUCUGGCGUGGCCUGUGGUCAGAGCCCGUAAACCACAGCGAGGGCCCAUGGGUGGAAGUUGUGGCGAGCCAGGGUGCGAGUGUUACGCCUAUGAACCCCAUCACCAUAACGCCGGAAGACGUGGCUGAGGCGGUCCGUAGGGCCCCGAACUGGAAAAGUCCGGGGCUCGACGGGCUGCAUCAUUACUGGCUGAAGGGGUUCAUAGUGUGUCACGCUGUGCUCGCCCGACAGUUUCAAGAGGCUCUCGACCAGAAGUCGCUCCCGAGCCUCUUCACUACUGGGAUCACUCACUUGGUUCCUAAAGAUCAGGAUACCACAGACCCGAGCAAAUACCGCCCCAUCACGUACCUAGAAGAGUACGCAAAGAUAGCAGGAACUCAGGAAAAAUACAACUGGAUAGAGACUACUAUUAAAGUUCAACUACAACACAUUAAUAAGAUAAAACCUGAUCCCAGGAACGUGUUAUCAACUAGUACUAUAAAAUUGCUAGAACAAAGAAACCAGCUAAUCAACACAAAAGAUAUAAACGACAGAAGAAAGCACAUAGCGAAAAUCAGUAAAGACAUCAAUGAAAGCAUAAGAAAAGACAGCAAAAGAAGAAGAAUGGAAAUUAUCGAAAAACAUGUAAUCAAAACAGGAGGUGUUAAAAAAGCUAACAAGGAAUUAACAAACUCAAAAGACUGGAUCGCAAAAAUUAAAAACCUCAGCGGAGAAUACAGCCACCACAGAAAAAACAUCUUACAAAUUGCCACAUCUUAUUACAGAAAGAUAUACGAACACAACAUCGCUCAAGACGAAGACGACUUAGAGGAAACCUCAAACGUCCCUAACAUCCUUAUGAGUGAAACCAAAGCACAAGGUUACACACGGUUUGGCAUUAAGACGUAA